Molecule: messenger RNA, 1316 nt
Organism: Epinephelus moara (kelp grouper)
Lineage: Eukaryota; Metazoa; Chordata; Actinopteri; Perciformes; Serranidae
Product: tetraspanin-7-like
Exons: 7
Cellular component (GO): membrane
Source: RefSeq, a predicted model, not a curated record
ACGGUGGCUGGAGGAGUCAGAGCAGGUCAGCCUCUGCAAGGAUCACCUCCGUGUUAAUUGCGUGGCUUGGAGUGUGAAGUAUGACGGUCACAUGUUUGUCCCAGAGACCACUCGCCAUCCUGCACGUUGUGUCCACACUGCUAAAGAGUCUGAGGACAGUGAAGAUUUUGUGUCUCUGCGUUGUUUGAUGAGAUGAGAUGAGAUCUUUUAUGAUCUGAAACAUAUCUGCUGCUCAGCUCCACGGUUGACGGAGUUGUUGUGACCUUCAGAGAGACUAAAGACAGAGACUAAAAUAGACAGAGGACAGACAGACAGAGGACAGACAGAGACAGAGGACAGACAGAGACAGAGGACAGACAGACAAAGACAAAGACAAAGGACAGACAGACAGAGACAGAGGACAGACAGACAGAGACAGGAUAGACAGACAGACAUACAGAGACAGAGGACAGACAGACAGAGACAGAGACAGAGGACAGACAGACAGACAGACAGAGACAGAGGACAGAUAGACAAAGACAGAGGACAGACAGACAGAGACAGAGGACAGACAGACAGACAGACAGACAGACAGAGACAGAGGACAGACAGACAGAGGACAGACAGACAGACAGACAGUCCUGGUGGGUGUGAUCAUGUCUCCCAGGCGGAUGGAAACUAAACCAGUGAUCUUGUGUCUGAAGACGCUGCUGCUGGUCUACUGCCUCGUCUUCUGGGUGACAGGUGUGGUCCUGCUGUCGGUUGGCUUAUGGUGGAAGUUUAUGUUGGGCCCCUACACGCUGCUCAUCUCCAGUGGCCCCUCCAACGGCUCCUACGUCCUCACCGCCACCGGAGCCGCCAUUGUGCUGUUCGGACUGUUCGGCUGCUUCGCUACCUGCAGGGGGCGCCCCUGGAUGUUACAGCUGUACGCCGUUUUUCUAUCUCUGGUCUUCAUGACUGAACUCAUCGCUGGAAUCUCCGGGUUCGUCUUUCGCCACGAGAUCAAAGGGACCUUCCUAACCACGUACAGUGACGCAGUGAUGAGGUACGACGGUCGAGACGACAGGAGUCUGGCUGUGGACGGCGUCCAGCGCAGACUACACUGUUGUGGCGUGUUUAACUACACCAGCUGGAUCAGCAGCGUAUAUUUCCCCGUCAGUGGGAUUCCCGCCAGCUGCUGUAUUAACUUCUCUGACUGCAACACCGCUGACCUGAAGAACGCCACCGUGGCUGCACGCAAAGUCCACAAACAGGGUUGUUAUGAGUUGGUGACGUCCUUCAUGGAGGGGAACCUGGGAAUCAUCGCUGCAGUCACGUUCGGUGUCGCCUUCUCUCAG